AUGAAAUGUUUGUUAUAUUUUCUUCAAAAUAUACUGUUCAGCUUUUUAUCAGUUCAGUGUGAUGCAUAUAAUGUGAAAAGUGAGAAUGUGUUGCAGCUUCUCGGAGACAAUGUUAAAAUUUCCCAGGUGAAACCAUCCAUUGAUAUAUCACCGGAUUACUUGAAAUGGUCUGAAAAUCAGCAAAAAUACUUCACAUCAAUGAAAAAUAAUGCAGUACCAAGGAAUGCAGUUUAUAAAUCACAGGCUUCAACUACUCCAUCCGGUCAAGCUUUCAUAAACUCUCAAAGUUCAUUAUCAACAAAUAAUAAACAACUUUAA
This is a messenger RNA of Trichobilharzia szidati, 318 nucleotides long. Lineage: Eukaryota; Metazoa; Platyhelminthes; Trematoda; Strigeidida; Schistosomatidae. The record is from the annotation of a GenBank genome assembly.